CUAAUCAAUGGGAUGAUGAUCAACUAGAAGAUGAAAUUGGUGGUUUUGUAUUAGGUUUUAGAGAAGAAAUAGAAAAUAUUGAACCAGGAUUUGGAGACCAUAUAGAUUAUGAGAUAGAUGAAAUAACAAAUGGUUUACAGUCUGAUUAUAGCGAAGAAAAAAUGACAGAAUUAAUGAAAUAG
Messenger RNA from Racocetra fulgida, 182 nucleotides. The record is from the annotation of a GenBank genome assembly. NCBI's taxonomy places the organism in Eukaryota, Fungi, Glomeromycota, Glomeromycetes, Diversisporales, Gigasporaceae.